Messenger RNA from Drosophila bipectinata, 1839 nucleotides. Its product is annotated as ubiquitin-associated protein 1. Gene Ontology annotation, molecular function: ubiquitin binding. Gene Ontology annotation, biological process: ubiquitin-dependent protein catabolic process via the multivesicular body sorting pathway. Gene Ontology annotation, cellular component: ESCRT I complex. The record is from RefSeq and is a predicted model, not a curated record. NCBI's taxonomy places the organism in Eukaryota, Metazoa, Arthropoda, Insecta, Diptera, Drosophilidae.
UGUUCAGUUUUUCUUUUUCUCCAUUUAUCUCACUCCUCUCCGCAUUGACAAAAGAGAAAAAAAGAAAAACGCGUAGUACGCUACUUGGGCCACUUAAUUAACUAAAUUUGCGGUGAAUGCGCUAGCGUAACAUGGACGAUGUCCCAGUCAAGAUAGUGGAGCGCUACAAACCCCCACCCGCCGUCUACCACCUGCCCCAGGCAACCCUCAACCGUUUGGGCCAGUUCCGCGAAGAUUUCUACACGGAGCACCCUGAUUUCCAGUAUGACUUCCACCUGGAGCGGGCCGUCAUGGCUCAAGGCCAACGCUGGCGACAGCUAAGGAGGCAACAAAAGGAGGAGCGAUCCAGACGCCAGGAGCGACGCAGGGAGCAGCACCAGCGAGAGAUCGAAGCCAAACAAAAGGAGAUGCUGGGGGCAGUGGACUACCCCAGUGCAGAUGAUUUGUCAUCGGGGGAAGAGGAAGAGGAGAAACAGAAAGAGGAGGCAAACGAAAAGCAGAGCCAGAGAGGGGAACAAAAGGGGGCUGACCAGCUGCCUGAGUCACGCGACUCGCACGAACCAAAGUCAAUAAGUGUAUGCGAUUUCCAUAACAUUUUGCAGCCCACCAUCUUAAGCACCACUCCAGUGGCUAGUCCACAGACGCUCCACAAGCGUAAUAGCUCGUUAAACUAUGCGGACUUCGAAUACAGCAUGAACUCGACGCCCUUCGACAACAUCGAAAUGAAGACUAUCAACGAUCUGGACAUUCUGGCCCAGGUGCUUCACCAAACACAGUUGGCGGCAAGAAAGGAGCAAGUUGAAGCGGCUCAGGAGCGGGAUAAUAAGGACGAGAAAGACGAGGAAGAAAGGGAGCCCACCCAGGAUAAACCACCUCCUAUGGAGCCCACGAUGACGACUCUGGCGGAGACCAAAGCGACGCUCGACAGCGUCAAUUUCCAAGUUCACUGUGAUGACGAUGCGGCCAGCACUGAGCCCAGCCACAUUCCAGCCACCACCUCUUACCCAACGCCCAUGUACAGCGUUUCCCAACAACAACUGUAUCAACCGGAGCACUUCCAGGUCUAUCAUGUUCAGGGCUACAGCCAUCAGCCCUUUUACUCCCCGCAACAGCAAUCUUACCAGCAACCGAACAACUACUAUGUCAAUGGGUUUGGCACUCCAGAUCACACGAUGACGCCUCCAGCGCCUUCCUCUGUUACGGCGCUCAGUCAGGCAGAGGACGAGGUGGCCACCAAAUCACGAAGUGUGCCCGACAUCCUGCGUGAACUGAAAACCGAGCUUCAGCUGGCAGAGAAGCGCCGCACUCGCUUGCACAGCCAGAAUGAGGAGCAACAUCAGCAGCAACCAAAGAAAGAAGAGGCGGUGGACAGAAACUCCUUUCGGGAGUUGGCUGGACCUGCUCAAAAGUUAGCGCAACGCAUCAGCAGCAUGGGAUUCCCCCUAGAACGUGUGGCCAAGGUGGUUAACCUCUGCGGAAUUGACGAUAAAAAGAUAAUCGAACACCUCAUUCCACUGGGCGAGCUGAUGGACCUGGGCUUUGAUGAAUCGAAAAUCUCAGCGGCGCUACUCAAGUUCGACAAUAACAAGGACAAGGCGUUGGACUAUCUAAUCAACUAGUUAAAUUAAGGACAAAUCUUUUGAUUGUCCCGCUUUUACCCCCGCACAUUAUCCACCACCCAAAUCCAAUCAUCACCCCAAGUAGCUUCAGAAAUUGAAUCCCCUAAGUGUAUUUUAAGUAUUACAAUUUAUCAGAGAUAUUCUUUGCUUAACUUGGGAGUUGAAUAAUUCAGAAUCCUCAGACGCAGCAGCAGCAGAAUAAAUAUAAGUUUAUAAAAUA